This is a messenger RNA of Cinara cedri, 7497 nucleotides long. Lineage: Eukaryota; Metazoa; Arthropoda; Insecta; Hemiptera; Aphididae. The record is from the annotation of a GenBank genome assembly.
GCACCACCCGUAAUCCAUACGUUCCGAGUACUCGACGCCCGACGGACGCCGACGCCGUUCUCCUCCGUGUCCGCCAGUUAAUGCUCAUUUCGCUUCGCGCAAUCCCGUCCGAGACACGCAUCUUGACCGCCAAUAGUAUUAUUAUUUUUACUAUUUUCGAGUUUGCGUUUAUUCAUAAUUGUCUCCAACUGCGACGUACACCCUGCAACCCGGUACACUUUCAUAUUAACUGCAACACCCCAGGCGUCGUCGUUUAUAUUCAAAAACCUAUCCGAAAAUGUCCGCCGAAAAAGUAUUGCUAACCGAAGAUCCGGCGUACCAGGCGCUCGCCCAACACUAUAAAUGCGCCGGUUCGUCGUUAAACAUGAAGAAACUGUUCGCCGAAGACAAUAGCCGUUUCAACAAGUUCAGGUAAGAAACAACACUUGACCUUGGCAGCGUUUUUUUGGCAUUCUACGUUGACCUUUGUCAAUUAAGAAUCCAGUUUCACUUAAUACGAUUGACACGCGCAAAACACAGGCGUCGGCAUUUUCGACUGGUAUCAGUAGUGUGUAACAUUGUAUAUUUAUACGUUUUAGUGUCGCUCUCUUCGACUCGUAGACUUAAUCUAUAGCACACUUUUACAGAUAAUUUAUGGGAUAUCCAGUAAUUAAUACUACAGUUUUAAAUAGUUUGAAAGAUAUUCCCUAGUUAUUAUCACUUAAUUUAAUUCCCAGAAUACCCACAUUAAAACUGUUAACUGAUAAAACUGGCCGAUAAUUGUUCAUAAUAUGUUUUUAAAAAUGAACAAAUUGUACACAGCAUUAAAUUGUUAACAGUUUCGGGGAAAAUACUAUAUUUUCCUUUUAUUAUUAUUAUUUUUUUUUAUUGUUCCUAUGUCAAAUUAUCAAUAUCUGAUGAAUAAUACUCAAAUAAAACUGAUUAAAUACUGUUACAUUAUUUGCCUAUAUAAAUUAACUUUCACAAUGGGCAAAUUCGACUAGUAUUAUGUGUGGUUUACCGUAAAAGUUAAUUAUCCAUAUCAAGGAUAACACAAUGAAAGGAUAAUUUUGUACGUACACUUUUACCAAGGUUUUUUUAAUACAAUAAUUAUUUCACCAAGAUCCUAUAUAACCUUGGUCCGUCAUUGAUUUAAUUUCCUACUUCAAACAGUUUUGUUAAUCAUAACAUACAAAAAUUGUAAAAGUAAAAUUAUAAAUAAAAAAAAUUAAUUAGGUAAAAGUUGAGACCUUUAUAAAUUUAUAUUUAUUUAACAAAAUCAAAAUUUUAGUUGGAAAACCAUUGUGACUUUAUAAUAUUUUGAUUUAAGUUAAUAAUAUUUACUUCUAGGUAGGUAUGUAUUUCUAAUUUCUUAGGUAAUAAUUAUGUAGUUUUGGUCACCAAAUAAAUUAUGUGUUGUUAAAAAUUUUAAAUUUAUUAGUUCACUAUUUUUGAUUUGUAUAUAAUUCAGUUUACAGAUAACUACACCUAAUGAUGGCGAUGUAUUACUUGAUUACUCAAAAAACCGUGUGGAUGAAAAAACAUUAAACCUAUUAUUUAAUUUGGUAAUAAAUAGUUAAUACCUAGGUACAUAAUAUCAUUUUCAUAAAACAAAUUAGAAAGUUUUUGUUUUAUUAUUUCAUAUUUUACUGACCUUAUUGAAAAAAAUUGAAAAAUGUCCUUGAUGUUAUUUACUUAGUUUAUUUUUAGAUCAAUUCAAUAAACAUCAGAAAUGCAUUACCUAUUUAUAAUAAUUGUAUAAAUUGAAUUGAUUUAGGCUAAAUCACGAAAAGUUGAAGAAGCCAGAACUGCUAUGUUUUCUGGUGAACGUAUUAAUAUAACUGAAAAACGACCGGUGUUACACAUUGCCUUACGCAAUCGUUCCAAUACGCCAAUUGUAGUUGAUGGUCAAGAUAUAAUGCCAGAAGUUAACAGCGUUUUAAAGCACAUGAAAGAAUUCUCUGAAGAAGUAAUAUACCUCAUGUUAAAUAACAUUUUGCUAAUCAUAUUUCAAUUGAAUUCAAUUAUAAUUAAGGUAAUAUCAAAGAAAUGGGUAGGAUACACCGGAAAAACUAUUGAAGAUGUUGUCAAUAUUGGUAUUGGAGGAUCAGAUUUAGUGAGUACUCAAAACCUCAAUUUAAAAUAUGAACUUGGUAUUUAUCAUUCUAUUUAUAAAAUACCUACUUCUAUUUUUUCAUUUAUAUAUCUACAGCGUAUUUCAUGAUGAUAUGACAAUUGAAAUAACUUAUUCUAUUAAAUAUUUUAAAUUUGUUUGUAAUGUCUCUAUUUUAUGUUUUUACUAAAUCUCAGAUAGCCAUUUUAUAAAUAUAAUUUAAAACAAAAUGUUUGUGUUACAAUUAUUUGCUAAUGAUGAAUCAUUAAGUUUUAAUAAAUAAAUGAAGUUUACAAAAAUCAUUAGCAAAAUUAUUUGUCAUCGAAAAAUUAGUGAGAAUUGAUUGAUAUUAUUUUAGUAAUUGCAAUGAAAACAAUUUAAAUUAAUAGUUUAUAAUAAAUAAAUAAUGAUAUUAAUACAUGUAUACAUUUAUAAAAUGAUAUUAUUCUGUUAACUUCAACAAGUUUUAGAAAAUUAACAGUUAACCAUUAGUAAAUAUUGGUUUGCCAACAUUUUGUUUCAAAAUAGAUUUUAUAUAAAAUCUUGAAUUAUACAAAACUAAUUUUUUUUAAAUUUUAGUUUGUCAUUUCUAAAUUAAAAGAAAAAUUAACAAGAGACUAAUAAUUAUUACAAGAAAAAAAAUCUUAGAAAUAUUAGACAAAACAAAGGUUAUUGUAUUUGUCAAGUAUCUGUGAAACACCCUGUAUAUAUAUAGAAAAUACUAAACUAAAUUUAAUUUGUUUAUCUAAUAAAUAAAGCAUUGGUGUUUGAGUAAAUUAUAUUAUUUGUAUUUUAAAUGUUUAUUUUUGCCAUUAUAGUUAUAGAUAAUUAGUGCAGCUUUUCUAUUUCACAUUUAAUGAUGUGUGAGUAUUAAUUUUCUUAAAAACUAAUUAAUGUGCUUUAUUAUCUUAUUAUUCUCAUCUCGUGGUAAUUUGGUAUUAGUUGUAAUUUACAGUUGGAUGUAUAAUUUUUGAACUUUGAAAUUGUUGACAUAUUAUUUUACAAUAUGAAUAAAUUAACAUUUUUUUCAUUUUUAAACUGGUAUAAUGUAGCGUAACAUAUUUAUUGUUUGUCGUAAAAAUAUAAUAUUCUUCUAACCUUCAUCAGCUCACAUCGUCUAAAGUUUCAUUUCUACUUAUAAACAGCAAUUUGAUUGACUAUGGAAUUUUAUAAUUUUCAUGAGGUUUUCUUUAUUUAAUUGUCAUGUUUUGAAAUAAUUAGGACUAAUAAACCAACACAACAAUAUCUAACUGAAAUUUAUACUACCAUUUCUUUUCAGGGUCCAUUAAUGGUAACAGAAGCUUUAAAACCAUAUGCUGUUGGUCCCCGUGUUCAUUUUGUAUCAAACAUUGAUGGAACACAUUUAAAUGAAGUAUUAAAGAAGGUUAAUGCGGAAACUGUGUUGUUUAUAAUUGCUAGCAAAACAUUUACUACUCAAGAAACAAUAACAAAUGCAACAUCUGCUAAAAGAUGGUUUUUGAAAACUGCUAAAGAUGUAAAGUUAUUUAAUUUACAAUCUCAAUAUGCAUAAGAUAAUUAUAAAUUUUGCAUUAUAGGAAACCAGUGUAUCCAAGCAUUUUGUUGCGCUCUCUACCAACAAAGAAAAAGUUACUGAAUUUGGAAUUGAUGAGCGCAAUAUGUUUGGCUUUUGGGAUUGGGUUGGAGGCCGUUACUCACUAUGGUCAGCUAUUGGUCUUUCAAUAUGUUUAUCAAUUGGUUUUGAGAAUUUUGAAUCACUUUUGAGUGGUGCACAUUUCAUGGAUCAACAUUUUGUUAAUACACCAUUAGAAAAAAAUGUAAGCAUCUUUUAUUAUUUGGUAAAUUUAUCUAAUUAAUUUUACUUAACAUCAAUAUUUUCUAGGCACCUGUUAUUUUGGCUUUACUAGGAAUUUGGUACCAUAACUUCCAUGGUGCUGAAACACAUGCACUUCUACCUUAUGAUCAGUAUUUACAUAGAUUUGCUGCAUACUUUCAACAAGGUGAUAUGGAAUCUAAUGGAAAAUCAGUUACCAUAAAUGGUACUAAGAUUUCAUCUUUUAGUACCGGACCAAUAGUCUGGGGUGAACCUGGUACUAAUGGUCAACAUGCGUUUUACCAACUAAUUCAUCAAGGUACUCGUCUUAUACCUGCUGACUUUAUCGCUCCUGCUAUUACCCACAAUUGUAUAAGUGAAGGAAUUCAUCACAAGGUAUUAUUAAUUUUAGUUCAAUUUGUUUUAUCAAUUAAUAAAAAUUUAUAUUUUAUAGAUUUUAAUGGCAAAUUUUUUGGCUCAAACUGAAGCACUUAUGAAAGGUAAAACUACAGAAGAAGCUCGUAAAGAACUAGAGGGAUCUAAUUUAGAAUCCGCAGAACUUGAAAAGCUUGCCUCACACAAAACAUUUUCUGGAAAUCGUCCAACAAACUCAAUAGUAUUCAAACAAAUUAGUCCAUUUACAUUGGGAUUAUUGAUUGGUAAAUAGAACUUUUUUUUUGUAUAAUAAUUUUGUUUAUUUUAUACAUAUUUUUAUUUUUUUUUUAUAUUUAGCUUUAUAUGAACAAAAAAUAUUUGUCCAAGGUAUUAUUUGGGAUAUUAAUUCAUUUGAUCAAUGGGGGUAAGUUAUUUAUAAUAGUUAUUUAUUAUUCAAAUCAGUUAUUUAAUAAUUGACAAUGUCCAAUUUACAAAAAUAUUUUUAUCGUUUAUUAGUGUUACAGUAACACACCUAAAUAAUAUUAAUUGAAUAAUUCAAAUAUUAAUAUUUAACAAAAUUACAAAAACAUUCUAUUAUUUUGAAAAUAAUUUUGUUUUUUAGUGUGGAACUGGGAAAACAGUUAGCCAAAAAAAUUGAACCUGAACUUCAAACAUCUGAUGUUAUAACAAGCCAUGACUCAUCUACCAAUGGCCUUAUUAACUUCAUUAAAUCCAAUUGGUCAUAAACUAUGAGAGCUAAUUAUCCAGUCCAACUUUGUUAUUAUUUACUACCUAAAUCUUUGUUAAGAAUACAGUAGAUUCGUACGAAAAAAAAUAUAUAUUUGUAUCAUUUGUUGUUUUAAUGUUUAAUUAAUGUGCAAUAAAUUACUAGUUAUCAUGUCUAUGAUUAUUUUACUUUAUUGAUAGUUUAUAUAAUAUGUAGCUAUUUUAACGAGAGGUUGUGAUGCAAAAACUGUCCAUAGCGUCCUUUAAAAUAUCAAGAGUUUAUCAUUGAAAUUAAAUGUACUUACUAUAAUAAUUUUAAUAAUUAAAAUUAUUAAUUUGUACAUGAUAAAUGGUGAUGCUUUUAAUAAUGAUACUAUGAAUCUUAAGAUUAAAUAUAAUUAAGAAUACCUAAUGAUAUCUAUAGUUUGCCUAUUUUUUUCUUAUCAUUUAUUUGAUUUUCUUUUCUUUUUCAUAUAAUUAUUUUUCUUAGAACAAAAUAUUAAAAUAAGAUACAUAAAAAACAAUUCUUAAUGAUCAUAAGAAAUGCACAAUUAUAUAGUUUAUAGUUUGCUAUUUUGUAAAAUUCUAUGUAAGUGUAUAUGUAUAGUAUAUAAACAUUGACUUUAGAAACAAAUCAAUUUUUUUUUUUCCAUCUAAUUGUGAAAUAUGAAAAUAAUUAUAGUUAAUAUCCUAUAAAUUUGUGUAAAUAUUAUAAAAUAUAAUUAUAUUACUUGCAUAUUAUAUAUAAUAUUAAAUUAAUUGUGUAAAUGUUGUCUAAUGCAACAUAAUUCUAAAUUCCAUUCUUAGUAAUUAAAUUAUAAUUACUCUAAUAAAAAAACUGACGUACUUAGCACAAUGAAUGGGCCAUUGAUGCAGAUAAAGAAAUUGGGAAAAUAGGAUAUAGAAGGAAAUUUAAUUCAUAUCUACGCAUCAAUAAACUUAUGCAGUUUCUUUUAUAAAUGUAUGUAAAUUUUCCCAAUUAUUAUGAAAUCCACUAAGAAAAUCAAAAAAAUGACCUCACAAAAGUACCAUACAGAUAAAAUUUAAUUUCAGAAAAGAUUACUACACUUAAAAAUCUGAGUAAAAUCUGGUAGAUUUUCACAGAUAAAAAAAAAUAAACAUCAAUUUAAAACCAAUACAUUCCUUGCUACACUCCAAAUUUAAAAAUAUAUUGUAAAUUAUAACAUUGUGCUAUUGAUAAGUAUAACAAAACCAUAGAGCCGAAGCAUAAAUUUAAACUGAAUAAUAUAAACCACACUAAUAUACUAAUAUAUAUUUGUUUAAACUAAACAUUAAAAAAAUUAUCUAAAAUGCAUAAUUUGUAAAUGUCUUAAAUAAAAUAUUAUAUAAUCAAAUAUUCAGAAAACGAAUUUUUCAGGAGAGAUUUUUUGUCCACUUUACCUAAAGCAUUUCUGGGUACUUCUUCAACAAUUUUCAUUACUGUUGGUACACUAUAUGGUGGUAAUACAGUUUCAGCCCAAGAUUUCAAUUCCUUUUUAAAUUUUUUAUGUUCAACAUCAUUUAAAUUUUGUUCAUCCAUAACAAUAAGUGCACCUAUUCUUUGUCCCCAUGUACUGUCUGGUAAUCCAACAACAGCAAUAUCCUUAACAGCUUUGUUUUGUAACAUAACUGUCUCAACAUAUAAAGCACUAACUUUAUAACCUCCAGUUUUAAUUAUGUCUACUGAUUUGCGACCCAAUAUUUUAAAACUAUUGUCUACAUAUUCUGCUAUGUCACCUAUAAAAAAAAAAAAACUAAUAAUUAACAAAUGUAAAACAAUUAUAAUACAUAUAGUUACCAGUUUUAAACCAUCCAUUAUCGUUAAAUUCUUUUUUUGUAGAUUCAGGUUUACGCCAAUAUUCCUUAAAUACAUUAUCCCCUUUUAUUUGUAAAUUGCCAAUAUAACUGUUAUCUUCACCCUGCUUUUUUAUGUUGACUGUUUUAAUAUUUGUAUUGUUCCCUUCCACCAAAAUAAUGUCAUCUUUGACAAUCUGGACAUUAACACCAGGUAGUGGUUGGCCAACAAAACCUAAGAUAAUGAAUUAUUAAGUUAUAAUGAUAUUGUUUUUAGAAAAUAUAAUAUUAACCGGGUUUUCUCUCGCCGUUUAGUGGAUUAGAAAGAGCCAUUCCAAUUUCACUCAUACCAUAUCUUUCUAAUAACUUAUGACCUGUAAUUUGUUCCCACUGGUUAAAAAGUGUACUGGGUAAAGGUGCUGACCCACUAAUCAUUAGUCUAAAGCAAAACAUUUAUUUUUUCUAAUUUUAAUACUAAAAUAAAAUAUAACCGAGUUCAAUAUAAACAAACUUGCCUAAUUUUCUGAGAGCAGACAGCUUUCACAUACUCUACCAUUCUGUCAUUUUUCUCAAAUGUUUUCUUAUAAUUCUCUAUAAGUUUUACGUACAUAGUAGGCACACCCAUAAAUAUAUUAACCCUGUAUCCAUAGUUUUGUUCUAUAGCUAAAAGCCAUGUCCAUACAUCAGUAGCAUUAAACUUUGGUAACAUAACACAUCU